ACCAACCUCAUCUAUGACAGAGCAGAGAAGAGCAGACGCCAGGCACCGGGAGGCCACCAGCACCAGCCUCUGCCGCUGACAGCAUGCUCUGGUUGCUUCUGCCCCUCACGCUUGUCUUCUCCUUCAGCCCAGGGAACACAGCUUCACAAGACGGCUCAAACCCACUGACAGUGAAUGGGGUUCUGGGGGAGUCGGUAACUCUUUCCCUGAAGCUUCCUGUACAUCAGGAUAUUGAGUCCAUCACCUGGCUUCACAAUGGAAAAUCUAUCCACUUCAUAUUGCCAAAAGCUGCUCCGGAUUCGCGGAUCUUGGUGACUGAUCCAAAACGGAAAGAUCGACUGCAACUGAUGGAGAACUACUCCUUACAACUCAGCAACUUGGCAACGGCAGAUGCAGGACUUUACUGUGCCCAGAUAACCACACAGACCUCCACAGAGUUUUCCUACUACACUCUGCAGGUCUUCAGACGACUGAGGAACUUACAAAUUGCCAAUCACACGUGGCUGUCUGAGAUUGGGACCUGUGAGAUCCACCUGACCUGCUCUGUAGAGAAUUCAAAUGACACCUUCUUAAGGUGGCAGGUUGUAGGAAACACGUUUAUAAAUGAAGCAAACCUCACUAUUUCCUGGGACCCCAGGAAUUCCAGUGAACAGAAGUUCACCUGCGUAGCUGAGAAUACUGUCAGCAAUAUAUCCUUCUCUGUCUCCACCCAGAGUCUCUGCGAAGGUGUUUUGAAUAUGAAAAAUCACCCUGAUACCAAAUGGAUUAUAAUUGUGGUUGUGGUUACUUUGAUAUGUAUAGUCAUCACUGUGGGGUUACUUGUUUGGAGGAAAAAAGAUUGUUUGUGGAAGACAGGUAAAGGGAGGGAGGAUGGUCCACUGGGACAACCCCUGGGAUGUGACCACACACCUGCUAAUUUCCCAAGGAGGGUGGGUCCUACUGGAAAAUGCAUGACCAAGCCUCAAGGCCUGACUGCCCUUCCCCUUCAGCACCGCCCCCCAUAUCCUCUAGAGAGACACCUGUGGGUGUGGGGUAGGGUGUGGGAGCCACUUUCACUACACUCACAAAUCUCAAUUUCCCCGAUUUUAUUUUUCAGGCAUCUUUCAUUUUUCUACUCCACAAACCCAGAGUCCUGCAGAGACCAUAAGGAACUUAGAUUAUGUCUCCGUCUCUCCAGGGAACACCGUGUAUGCUUGUGUCACUCAUCCAAACAGGCAAACAAAUAUCCUAACACCUGUGAAAAGCAGUGAUUUCUCCACCAUUUAUUCCACAGUUCAUCAGUACAAAGAGCGUAUACCUAUUUCUUCCAGGACAGCUGCCCUUGACAACGUCAUCUAAAUUGCUGAGAGGUCUCAAAAGGAACUCAGGAAUGACACAGCUUCUCCUGAUCUCAUGGGAGAGAACACAGCUUGGUUUCUGCCUAGCAACAGAAUUCGAAUAUUUAGGAUUAUCACUUCCAGUUCUUUGGACUAGAACCUGCUCAAGUACGUCAGACAUCUAAGGAACAACAUCAUUUCCAGCAUGUGAUCCAAAUAACAUUUUCUAAUCUGCUCCAGGCCAAAACAUGCUUCCAUGAACAAGCCUGGGCAUUGACUUUCUCUUUGGCAGCUGAUGGGGUUGUGCUUGACAGAGAGUUAUAAUUCAGAAGACAGCCACUCCUCUCCUUUUAGAAAGGAGCAGGAUUGUGAUUCACUGGGAGAGAGUACAGUGUAUUUGUUAUGUAUGUUGUCUCUGGAAUUGGAUGGGCCUUGUCCCAAAUCCUCACACAUCACUUACUAGACCUACCUCCUGGGACAUGUUCUGGAACCUCUGAUGUCUGGUCUCCUAGACUGAAAAAUGGGGAUCAGCCUGUUACUCAAGCCAGGAAUCGGAGUUAGCCUUGACUUCAGCUGUUCCAUCACCAGGCCCUUUGGACUCUACCUCCAAAUACGUAUCUUAGACUGACCCACUUCUCUCCAAAACUUUAACCUCCACCCUAUAUUAACCCGUCAUCAUGUCCAACCUGGAAUACGACAGUAAGCUCCAAACAGAUUUUCCCAAUUUUUGUUCUUAUCUCCCUCCAAUCCAUUCUCUAAAAGACAGCCGGAGUAAUAUUUUUAAUAUAAACCAGAUCCUUCACUUGUCUGCUUAAAACUGACCCUGCAAGACAUCCCAGGCACUCCAGAAAGAAACUGAGUCUCUGUGGUUCUGGAUGGCCUGGCCCAUCUGCAGCCUCAGCCACCAUGUCUCCCUCCCACCCCUCUCUGAUUUGGCUUCUCUGAUUCUUUUUCAGCCCCUCCAUCAGAGGAGAGAGUUUGCUCACAUCUGCCUCAAGACCCUUCUCUGCCUGCCUGGUUCCUCCCUACUCUACAGGUCCCAAUGCACAUAUGUCAUUCUCCAAGAAAGACCUUCAGACCACUGUAACUGAAGUGGAUCCCCCUGUUAUUCUGUCACACCUUCCAUGUCAUUUACAUUGUGCCGUUAAAUAUUUAUUGGUAUUUAAUGUCUGUUUCUCCUAUUCUACUGUACACUCUCCAGGAACAGGGACCAUGACGAUUUUAUCUCUGUAUCCGGAGCAUCUAGCACAUAGAAAAUGUUCAACAAAUACUUUUUAAUAAAUAAAUGAACAUGUAGUGGAGUUUUGUGAGAAUUAAAGACGCUGUGCCUGCAGCCCUUUGCGUGGGGCAUAGCACAUGAGAGAGCUCGGUAAGUGUGAGCAUCACUGUGGCAUUAUGACGUUGCAUUCCUCCCAAACCAACAGAAUCUUCUCAC
Mirounga angustirostris (Northern elephant seal) is the source of this 2751-nucleotide messenger RNA. It is a transcript of the gene SLAMF6, whose product is annotated as SLAM family member 6. Gene Ontology annotation, biological process: positive regulation of type II interferon production; T-helper 17 cell lineage commitment; T cell activation. The coding region runs from base 84 to 1250 and encodes 388 amino acids. Gene Ontology annotation, cellular component: external side of plasma membrane. Lineage: Eukaryota; Metazoa; Chordata; Mammalia; Carnivora; Phocidae. The transcript has 7 exons. The record is from RefSeq and is a predicted model, not a curated record.